Messenger RNA from Wasmannia auropunctata (little fire ant), 564 nucleotides. RefSeq lists its product as uncharacterized. Gene Ontology annotation, cellular component: plasma membrane. Gene Ontology annotation, biological process: sensory perception of smell; detection of chemical stimulus involved in sensory perception of smell. The record is from RefSeq and is a predicted model, not a curated record. Lineage: Eukaryota; Metazoa; Arthropoda; Insecta; Hymenoptera; Formicidae. Gene Ontology annotation, molecular function: olfactory receptor activity; odorant binding. The transcript has 3 exons. Bases 64 to 564 code for a protein of 166 amino acids.
UUGAUAAAAAUAUUGCAAGAAAGACCUUGCAAAACCAGUGACAAGGAGGAGAUUGAUAUUCAGAUGAAAUUUGACUGUUCAAUCAAAUCAUAUUCCAUACGUUAUACAAUCUUGUCUACGUUCUCGGCGAUAAGUGCUGUAACGGGAGGAAUGCUUUUUAUAUUAGAUGGUCAGAUACCUUAUGGGACAGUAUGGGUACCUUGGGAUUGCACUUCGUUUCUUUUAUUCUAUCUUACGUCUUUUCAAGAGAUUGCAGCAGUGCUUAUUGCCGUUGUUGUAAAUAUUGCGACGGAAACAACGAUUUUAGGAUUUUGCUUACAAACAUGUGCACAAUUCGAAAUUCUGAAGCAUCGCCUUCAAAAAAUGGCAAAAGAAAAACUUGAUGAAAAGGAAAGAACAUGGAUACUGAAUAAUACAUUGAAUAAAACAAGCAGAUUAUCGGAACACGUUUCCCAUCAUCUAUGCAUAAUCAGUCGAUCACAGGCAAUGGCGGCGCAAGCAGCGGAUGAGCUCUUCAGCACACUACAGCGAUAUCGAUCGCUGUUUCUAGUACUCGCCACAUGA